GGGUGAGGCGGUGCAAACUCCUCCGCCUCACUUUCCUCCUCAUUCUCCUCUUCUCGUAGAUUGUUGUAAUGUAAAAAAGGGCUCUGUGAUGCACUGGGUGAGUCACUUGAGCGAGGGGGAGACGGGGAUAGGAGACGGGGGAGUGAAUUACAGAAAGAUGGUAUCCUCUGGCACUCAAAAAAAGAAUAAGCACCUUAUACUGAACUAAUGCACUUUAUUGAGACGGGAUUUGAAUAGGGUUCGUUCGUUGUUGUUUUUUAUUUUUAUUUUUUAUUUUUUCUCGUUUUAUUUGUUCGGAAUCAAUGCACAUGUGUCGGGUGUGUGCGCGUGUGUGUGAGUGCGCGCGCAUGUGGGCGUGCGUGUGUUGGCUGUACACAGCUGGGGGCCACCCACGUGCAAGGCGGGGGCGGGAACUGGAAGGGGCGGUGGGUGAGCUUCACGUGCGUGCGGACGGUCCAGACGAUGGGCGACUUUUUUCAGGGGGACCUUGUUUGGUUGAACCUUAUCAGAAAGCAAAUCCUUUCUCAAACAAAAAAAAAACAAACACUGUUGAUAUUUCUCUUGUUCAGCAUUUUUUUUACAUUUAUAUAUAAAAGCUAAAGCUAUUGAAAAAUGGAUAAUAAAAAACUUGAAGAUUUGCACUUGCCUAAAAAAAAUAUGAGAAAAAAAAAUACAAAAAAAUGUUAAACAAAUGGGGUUAGUUAUAGAGAUAUUUUUUCGUGAAUGUGGAAGUGUGUGUGUGUGUGCGUGUGUGUGUGUGUGACCGAGCGCAAGCGGUUGUGUGAUAUGGUUGGUGUGUGAUCAAGUACUAUACCAGUCUGCACAAUAUUGUUUUUUGUUUGUUUUAUUUCAUUGCUUACCAAGAUGUAUGAACUAUAAGAGGCCAUUUUUAUUUUUUUGUCUUUCAUUCAGAUAAUUCUUUUUGUAUUCUCAUGUGUAGAAUGUGUGUUCCCCUUUCAUUUUUUUUUACCAAUCUGGGGAGGGGGGGGGACAUUGCUUUGAAUGCAUGGCGAUUCAAUGAGUGAGUGAAUGCGUUAACGGAUGGAUGGGUGACUGCAUGCAGCAGAGGGGAGGGGGCAAUUGCACAACACAUUGUUUUUUUCACCAGCUCUCCAGCCCUCUCCAGAUGUAACCAGUCAUUUGCUAACGUUAGCUUUUUCUUCACGCUCAUCUGAUUGUCGAACCACCACUUUAGUUUGUAUGUAUCCCCCCACCCCUCACACCCCACUCGGGCAACUGUCUUCAGGAACCUGAGGGGUGUGACGGGACUGGGCAAAUCAUGAGGGACAUUAUUUGAUGUGUGAAUGAGACAUGAGCGUGUGCGUGCGCCUGUGUUCAUUUACUGUUAGUACAAUUUAGUUACGACUACAGGUACACAAGGUUGUAUGAGUGUGAUGAAGAGAGAGGGUGUGCAUGCCCUUUUUUUGUAUGCGUAUGAAUGCACAUUUGUGCCUAAGAACUUGGAUAGGUUGAGUGGCCAUUCAGACAUUAACCUUUUUGAGAGAUCGAUUGUGUGUAUGUGUGUGCGUGUGUAUGUCUGUUGGUGCUGAGCACAGCGUAUGUCAAAAAAACAAAACAACAAAUGUACGUGACUUUAUAUCGUAAACAUUUUCUAGUCCAUUCUGGGAGGGGAGGGGCGUUCUGAGAAGGUUAGUCUCGUCUGAUUAUGAUGUGUUUUUUUUUUUGUUUUUGUUUUCUGGUGUGCGAUCGCGUUGCCUUUCGUCAGCUCAGCUCGAACUUGUGAAUGAAAGAAGUCGAGCGUUCUGACGUUUCCGAUAAAAGAGAAGAAAAGCAGAAUACAGCAUCUUGGCGUGCGCGUGUGCACCCCAGGGUGCCCGUGGUGUUCGCAUACUGUGUUACUUCGUUGUUGCAAUUUGAUAAUGACGAGUUUUUCUUUUUUUAAUGAAAAAUAUAUAUGAAUAUAUACAUUAUAUACAAAGUUUAAAAAAAGUAUUUGGACUACGAUAAUGAGCACUUGGGGCUGCUAUUUUUGUUGUUUAUUAUGAUUUAACUAUUUCCUUUUUUUUUUUUUAUUACCGCCAGGUGAAGUGCGUUUGUAUUAUUUCUUUCUUAAGAAAAUAUUGAAUGUAUUCCAAAAAAUAUGGCAAGAUAACCGUGCUGAUACCAGAUAUAUUUUUUUUGUUCUUUUGUCAAAAGAUUUCAAAAAUGUAAACCUACAAAAAAAAGCUUCAAAGACAUGCAAGGUCUUUCUCUUUUUUUUAAACAAAGGAAAAAGAAGGAAGAGAGAAAAAAAAAACUGGCAACUGAUACAGUUGAACAUACUGCCUCUACAAUCCUGGUCGUACUAACGGAGACGAUUUAAUUCAAAGAAAGGACUUUCUAUUCCAUACUAGAGCUGUGGUCGUUUACAACCCGCAUGGAUUUCCGUGGGUGGAGUUUUACUUUAUUUUUGUUCAGUUUGACUUUACUUUCUUGUUUUCUUUUCCCUGUCAUGGGUUGGGCUUUGCAAGUGUGCUUCUGCCAUCGAGACAUUGACUGGUGACGCUUUGAAAAAAACACAGAAUCCCAAUAAGACAUUAAGAAUUAUAUAUGUAUAUAAAUAUAUAUAUAUAGAUAUAUUGGACUCCUGUUCGCCUUGGUCGUUCUGAAGAGGAGGAGGAGGAUGAAGAGACUUAACGAUCAACAUGGAGCUGUGUUGGGAGGGGACAACGGCAGAAACAAAUCAAAGAUUGUCUUCAUUUUUUGUGAAGAGUGCAGACCUGAAGCCAGUCACGGAGUGGGGGGUCGGCAGUGCGGCGGUUAAGAGAGGCGGUCCUAGGAUGGCGGUCCCGCCGGCUCCGCCUCCCCCUCCGCCCUCACGAAGGCACUCGCCCUGCCCUCCACAACUCACCUAUGCACUUUUUGUUCAGACAAGCUGUGAGGUACCGAUUUGGGGACGGGGAGCACAAUUUCAAAAAAAGACAACUAACAGGAGGUUGAACAGCCCGGGGCUUUCCUCGGCCGAAAAAAAAAACGAGAGAUUCCCAACUUUAUGAAAAACAAGAGACUUGACAAAGAAGAGCAUCUUCUUACACCUCCUGUACAUACUUAUUUUUUUAAUAACCUUUCGAGAGAGCGGGUGAGAAAAAAAUACGAAAGAACGGAUGAAGGAAAAUUCAUGAGACAUUGAGAGUAAUGAAUGUUCUUCGACUUAACCAACCCCCUUUUUCCUUUUUGAUUUCUAGUCUACGAUAAACGCGAUUUUUGUGAAGGGGAUCUCUUUAUACGUCUGCUUUCCCUGCUUCUAUAGAGCAAGAGAAUCAACGAAUGAAAGGGAGAGAGACGGCACCACUUAGACUGAAGGGUUCUGGGGACAUACUGUAGUGCCCCGCCCCGCACCGGGAAGGUGACCCGUCUGGUCGUCUGGAAGGGUCGCCCCACAGAGGAGGUGCUGUUCAACACAGGCCGCCCCCAGGCCGAGGGCUCUCGUCCUGCUCCUACAGACCAGAGGAAGAGCUACGGGACGAGAGGGGGGGCGUGAUUGAAAGGCGUGGGGUGGGUUAGGGGCCCUCCUCCUACCGCCUCACCUGCCCGGAGUAACGGGAUUGGAUCAGCUGGAAAGAAACCGUGAUGUUGGGUUGCGGUCCAGUGGCUGUUAAGAUGCGAGCCACCCUUUAAGAAGAUCCACUGGCCGCCCUGGUAUUAAAGCCCCAGCCCCUGUCCUCCUAAACCGAAGACCACCCCGCCCCGACAUGUUGACCGUGAACCGGACUAAUCAUUGGCUUUGUAAAGACCGGCCACCGGGUCUCAUCUGUGAUGGUGCUAGUCGAGGUCUCGGGACUUGAACCUCAGGCCGAGUCCGGAACGCAGGAGACGCCAAGAAUGGACGUCUUUUACAUUUCUUUUUCAAAUUGAGGCUGGGGUGGAAUUCUUCUUCCGUGACCCGGAGAAGACGGGUGUGGGGGACGGAUGGCGGUAGGUGUGGAGGUCUUCCCCACCCUAGGGAAGCGACUUGGGGACGGGCGGGUCGGGGUCUUGUGUUCGGUGGACUUUGUGUCAUAACAUCCUGGCUGGCUUAAAUACCGGCCGAGCUGAACUGUUGUAUAAAACAAUAAUAAUGUGUACAAAAAGAUGUUAACAAAAAAAAGCAAGAGACUUCUCAACGGGACUUCGGGUCCCUUUAGUUCCUUGGUUUUUACACUGAUUUACAUCUAGGUUCUGUUGACACAAACACUCAAACACACACCAUUUACACUUAAUCUCACACACAUACAUUUACACAUAAAACAUUUACACAUCCCCCACAUACCACUUACACAUCUCAAACAAAUACACUCACACACAUAAUUUAAUCAGCUCACACAAUUAACACAUCUCAAACAAACACCCACACAUCUCUCAAACACAUUUGUACCCCUAAAACAUCGCACACAAAAUAUAAAUCUCACACACAUACAUUUACACAGCCCACACACACACAUAGCAUUUACACAUCUCGCAUACCAUUUACACAUCUCAAUCACAUAUCAUUCACACAUCUCAAACACAGACAUUAAAACUCAUACAACAGUAAUUGCAACAAAACCCGUAAAAGCAGAGGCGCUUGCUAGAUAUAAACCGAAGCAUUGUGCUUUGUAAAUAAUGUAAAUGUUAUCGUGUUAUUUUUCUUUCUUUUUUUCAUUUUGUUUCCUUCUCUCCUAGUAAGUUUCUGUUCUGUUAAGUAUUUGUUCAACAUGCCUUAAAAAGUAAGAAAUUCCUGGAUGGCAAAUUGAAAAUGUUCCUCGGAACGAUUGACAAAUUUAAGUUUGAAAUCACCUUGACAAUUAUUUUAGAUUUUUGUUAGGAGAUGGAAGAAAACAUGUCAAAACUAGUGACUGUUUGUUGGUUGGACAACAUAACAUGACACAACACAACAUGUUGUCUGUGCCAUGUUAACAAGGGACUUUGUACAUUUGGCCAGCAUCGUUUGGGCUAUCAUGGCAAACUGUCCCUUUUUAAUUUCUGAUUCGGGAGAGGGUUAUGGGUGGCAUUAUUUCCAUUGUUUCUAUGUUUUUAGUUUUCUUUCUUGUUUUCCUUUAUUAAAUACGAUUUUUUUUUUGUUCCAUUUUCCAAUGUUGGGAACACAGUCGUGAAGGUGCAUGCCUGUGAUUGGAGUGUGUACAAACAGUGUGUACAAACUGUUUGUACACAGUGUGUACAAACACGAGCUGCGCUGAUUGGGCGAUGACAGACAGAGAGAAACAUCAGAGGUUAGAACUUGGAAAAUGGACAGAAAAUACAUGUACAUAGUUUGGGUUUUGUUUGAAUAAUGAAUACUAAAUAAAAUGGCAUUUAACCUUGAUUUAAAUAGUUUGUUUCAGUUCUGUCUCCACGCCUGUGGUUGAUAAAACUGCCACACAAAGCACAAAUAUAGAACAAUUGUAUUUUCUUUUUUACUUCAAUCAUACCGAAUUAUCCCUAUAAAGUAUAUGGAAUACAGGGACUCACUAUAACACAUGAAUGCGAUAAAAAUACUUUAUUAAUAAUACAGCUAUUAUAUGGAAAACAUCUUGAGAAUAUUCUUUCAAAGAAACCUACAUAGAGUUCUGGCUGUUAUCGCGUCAUCGCGCCAAAUCUCGCGAUAGUUUAGAGCGGAACACAUGGCUGCCUGGUGGAGUGUUUACAACUUCAUUACGAGUUGGUGAAUAAAUACGGUCGAAGCUUUUCUCAAGCCGGAUGCAAGUAGUGUAAGAAUCGACUGACCCAUGAGAGGAGAAACUCUGUUCAUUAAAGUCAAAGAAGAGGCCAGGCUGAUCACAACACACUCGAGGUAGCAGCAGUUAGCAACCGCUAAAGCUAGUAGAAGCCAGUGUUGCCAGAUUGGCAACACAAAUAAUCUAGCGACACUGGAGCGCUUGUGCUGGGAUGUCCCCGUCCUCCGUCCGCCUCAGACACCCUCACUGUCGUAAGAAGCGAGGCUACAGCACCUACUACCUCACCGUCGUCUGAUACGCGAAGAACUGACAGACUGCUUGGGUUGGGUCAUACAGACUGUUGGAAGAGCUUUGAAGAAGAAGAUGUCAGUCGAAGGAGGAGUUGGGAUUGAGAGCGGGCAGGACACAGAGGCGGACAGCGAACCCCCUCACAGUGCUCCGGUGGCACCCCCCGAAUGCGUGGGUGUGGAACACGGUGAGUCCCUGGAGGAAGGGGGCUUUGCGUACGCCAAGCGUGCAAGGCUGACUGACGAAGAGCUGGUGUUUGUGGAUCCCGCUGACGGGCAAGCACCACUGGCUGUCGAGGAGGACCCAGUCCAACCAGCGCCAGCCGACCCCCUCAGAGGGCAGGGAGACCAGGAGGAGAAGGAAGUGGGGGUUGGUGGACCGGAGGAGAAGGAGUGUCCCCACAAUGGAGUCGGCGUCCCUGAUGAGACGCCCCAACAGAAGGAGGAGCAGAGGGAGGAGGCUCCAGAGGGGAAGCCAGACGACAGUCCAACUGAAGUAGUACAGCAGCUGGCACUGGACUUCAGCCGAAGCCCCCAGUAUCUGACGGGCUCCUGCGCCGAGUACUCACACUACCCUGAAAACUACCUCAAGGGCGUCAAAUGGGCCCCGGACGGCUCCUGCGUCCUGACCAACAGUGCGGACAACGUGCUGCGGCUCUACAACCUCCCGGCUGAGGUCUACAGCUACGACUGGGACCUGCUCACUGAGAUGAGUCCAGUGCUGAGGAUGCCGGAGGGCGACACCAUCUACGACUAUUGCUGGUACCCCAAGAUGAACUCCCUGGACCCCGAGUCCUGCCUUCUGGCCAGCAGUAGCCGCGACAACCCGGUGCACGUGUGGGACGCGUUCUACGGCGAGGUGCGGGCCAACUACCGACCCUACAACCACCUGGACGAGCUGUCGGCCGCCCACUCGCUCUGCUUCACGCCCGACGGCACGCGCCUCUACACCGGCUUCGACAAGAUGGUGCGCGUCUUCCACACGGACCGGCCCGGCCGCGACUGCGAGGAGAGGCCCACCUUAGUGAAGAAGCAGGGUCAGGGGGGCAUCAUCUCCUGCCUGGCGGUCAGCCCGUGCAUGGAGGUGUACGCCUGCGGCUCCUACUCCCGCACCGUGGGCCUCUACUCGUGCCAGGACGGCACGCCCCUCGCCAUGCUGCCCGAGCGCCACCGCGGGGGGGUCACCCACCUGCUCUUCUCCCCCGACGGGAACCACCUGUACACGGGCGGACGCAAGGACCCUGAGGUCCUGUGCUGGGACCUGAGGCAGGCGGACCGGGUGCUGUUCUCCCUGCAGAGGAACGUGGACACCAACCAGCGCAUCUACUUCGACAUGGACCGCUCUGGCGGGUACCUGCUGAGUGGUGACACAGAGGGGCUGGUGUCUGUGUGGGACACCCAGGCGGCUCCCCCUAGUGGCAGCGAGGAGCCACUCCACCCCCUGCUGCAGUUCCACGCCCACCGCGACUGCACCAAUGGCAUCAGUGUCCACCCCUUCAUGCCCUUGCUGGCCACCGCCAGUGGUCAGCGGCAGUUCUCCGGACCGGGGGACAGCAGCGGCAGCGAGGGAGACUCCGCCUCCGACGGCGAGGGGCGGGACAAGGGAGCGGCGUCAGCCGACGACCGACCGGACAACACCCUGAGCCUGUGGUGGGCCGGACCCCUAGGCCCCGCCCCCGAGGUGGAGGAGGGGGAGGGGGGGGCUGCGGGCCGAGAGCCCCAGCCCGACCCGUCCCCCAUGGAGGCCUAGGGACCCCGGGACCCCCGUCGCACCCCCAUCUCCAUGCGUCCCCUUCCCAGCUCGUCCCACGAUCACUAGGGGGUCUGUGGUUGGUAGGCUGAAGUAGUUGCUGUUGGAAUACAUGGAGAGAAUUAACGGAAUUUCAGAUCCCUGCUUUCUAUUUAUUUUUCUUUGUUUUGGGAGUCUCUCUCGCUCUCUCUCGCUCUCCCCUUCCCUUAUGCCUGGGCUGUUUUUGAAUCGGGGAGCUUUUCCCUUUUAAAGGCCUUGAGAAUAGAGAGAAUGUUUUUCCACCCCAACAUCUACCCUUUCAACAGCCCUCACCUGACUGCCUGCGUUGGACGGCUGACGACCAGAGCCACAGUCGGUCGUCCAUGCAGGCCGUUUCUGCGGCGGGGUGAACAUUGCCCGCCACAUGUCCCUUGUGACAGCUUGGACAAGCCCUCUCUAAGCCUCACUUCAACGACCUCAUUCGCUCCCGCGGCCAGCGGUUCCACUCAUUGUUUCUCUCGAGUCGUGCCGUCAAAGCCGUAACGCUGAGAAUGUACUCGGACACCGAAAAAGUAUGUAAUUUUUUAUUAACUCCCACAGACCGGUUGUCAUGACAACCGAGGGGAAACACAGGGCAUAAUCUCCCUCAUUUCAAUGGAAUCUGGAUUUAAUGACCGAUAAUUACUCCUCUUGCCUACAUCAGUGACUUCGACACUCUCCACAGAGUCCUGACAAACAGGAAAUGCCAACUGAUACCAAGCUUAUGGUUUUCCUGGCUUUAAUGUGUUGAUGUUGUUUUUGUUUAUUAGUAUUGGGGGAGCUGUUGUUGUCAGGGUGCCUGCAGUUGGCGGGCUAUAAAAAUAUAUUUUUAUAAAAGACAAGGCAGAAAUCAUGGACGGUUUGUAUCAAUUUGCUGUUCACAGCUUGUUUUCUUUGACCUAAUAGCAAUCUUUCAACAGAUGCUGUGCGUGUGUCUGUUUAAUAAAUCUUUGAUUGUUUUUUAAUGUGGUCUAUUGUCAAGUAAAUCACAAUUCU
Messenger RNA from Gadus chalcogrammus (walleye pollock), 8684 nucleotides. It is a transcript of the gene wrap53, whose product is annotated as WD repeat containing, antisense to TP53. Gene Ontology annotation, biological process: Cajal body organization. Gene Ontology annotation, molecular function: protein binding; RNA binding. The transcript has 12 exons. Bases 5997 to 7670 code for a protein of 557 amino acids. Gene Ontology annotation, cellular component: Cajal body. Lineage: Eukaryota; Metazoa; Chordata; Actinopteri; Gadiformes; Gadidae. The record is from RefSeq and is a predicted model, not a curated record.